GGCUGAAAAGAAUAGGCGCAAAGACUUUUCGAUUUGCCCUCGUAUAUUGAAGGUCUGCAUGUCCAUAUACUUCCCACCAAUUUCGGCAAGGGUACUAUUAGGGCGGGGGCACACCAAGGAAACUCGCAACCGCAAUUUCAGAGAACUGGUAUCGUUGCCGUUUCCUCAAUUUGCGCUGCUCCAUUCAGUAAGGGCCAUGACACACGGAGCGGUUUUCGCCGACUCGGCGCGUAGUUCUAUUGCAUCAUAUUCUCGGAAGUUGCGGUUGCCAGUUUCCUUGAUGUACCCUCGCCCUCAGUCUCCUUUCGAGUUGCGUUGCCGUUUCCUCAAUUUGCGUUGCUCCAUUCACCAACACGUGUUCAACUCAGGCCGAUAACGAUUCUCGGAAAUCGCGGCAAAGAUUACCUCUGUAACACACCCCAAACAAAUGCACUCUAACACCGUUAAUUAAUGCUUACUGGUGCUCUCUUACAGAACGUUCCCUUUUUGCGCGCGGAUGUGUACUUGAUGUGUGUGAUUUGGUGGUGUGACUUUUUUUGUACAAUUCAAUCCGAAAGCGCGAUGGUUGUAUAUUAUUAAAUCUAUAAUUACCGAGCUGUAGGCCCACUUUCAUCCUCAACUUCGCAAUAGUGAAUCCACAUGAAAAAAGUUGUUUUUGUGAGUCACAUAUGGUGUGGUCACUCGUUAUAUGAAACAGGAACUCUGGGACCAGUUUCAUCCACAUCUUUGCAACAGUGAAUCCUCCAUGCAAAAAAGUUGUGUGUUCUUGUGUAAAAUAAUCAGUAGCUCUUAUUUUAAAAUGAGCAGUUUUUAUAUGUGUUGUGUGAAUUCUUGUUUAUGUGUGGCAUUGUUUAAUUCAAUAAGAAGCAGACACCACUAUUAAGCAGUGUUCAUCACACAUCACUGGCAUGGAACGCGACACUUCGAUUGGCUUCUUUGAGCUGUCUCGUCUGAACAAGGUGUUACCUCACACUGCGACGACAACAGCUCUGGAAGUGCUGAAUCUUCAAGAAGGUGCUUUCAACAACAGUGACGUGAAGCAGUGAGGGAGUUGGCACCAGACUGUCGACAUUGACGCGACUGUUGGGAUAAACGACAUCGUGUUCAUAGUUGUGGCAGGUGCUGCACUCUAUUGAAUUACUCCCGUUCCAUGGCCGCCAUCGUUUCUAUGUUUGUGACCGGAAGAUGCGUUCUUGGUUGUUUCUGUCAGUGUUCCUUUGUGAUGGCCAGAGACGAGAGCAACACAGGGGUGGGUAGGCGUGCUUAAAUUCUGGUUCAUCACAACAAUGCUUCAUCGGGCGCCAUCGCGCAGGCGCACAGCGUUUCGCAGUACUGGAGUUUCUUCAACGAGCUCUGCACAGACAGGUUCAGUUUCGUCAUGCUCCAGCAGAGGAAGAAUCAACACUAAUGUGACUGGUCGCAAGGUGGGGGUUUUGGACACCCGGAGUCCCACUGAAGGGUCAGAGAACUGGACCAGCACACCGACCAGGGGCCCGCGUUGCAGCGUCGGAGGAGGCGAUGUCGUGCCGUAUACAAACCGAAGUCCAAGAAACAGUUUGGUACCGGAAAAUAAAAGGACAAAUCCCAGAAGCAGUCCGGUACCAGAAUGUGAUCCUAGUCCCAGAAACAGUCCGGUACCAGAAUACGAUCCUAGUCCCAGAAACAGUCCUGUACCAGAAUACGAUCCUAGUCCCAGAAACAGUCCUGUACCAGAAUAUGAUCCUAGUCCCAGAAACAGCCCGGUACUAGAAUACGAUCCUAGUCCCAGACACAGUCCGGUACUAGAAUACGAUCCUAGUUCCAGAAGCAGUCCGGUACUAGAAUGCGAUCCUAGUCCUAGAAACAGUCCGGUACCAGAAUACAAUCUUGGUCCUAGAAACAGUUUAGUACCCGAUUCAAAUAGAAAUUCUAGAAGCAGUUUAGUGCCCGAUUCUUGUCGCAGCCCCAGAAACAGCUUAGUACCUGAUCCAACUAAAGGCUCUAGAAGCAGUUUAGUACUCGAUUCUUGUCGGAGUCCUAGAAACAGCUUAGUACCCGAUCCAAAUAGAAGCCCUAGAAGCAGUUUAGUACCAGAUUCUUGUAGAAGUCCUAGAAAGAGUUCAGUACCCGAUCCAAGUAGAAGCCCUAGAAGCAGUUUAGUAUCCGAUCCAUACCGGAGUCCUAGAAACAGUUCAGUGCCCGACCUAAAUAGAGGCCCUAGAAGCAGUUUAGCAUCCGAUCCAUACCGGAGUCCUAGAAACAGUUCCGUACCCGAUCCAAAUAGAGGCCCUAGAAGCAGUUUAGUACCCGAUCCAUACCGGAGUCCUAGAAAUAGUUUAAUCCCGGAUUCUAAUCGGAGUAGAAGAAGGAGCUUGGCACCAGAUUUUAACAGGAGUCCAAGGAGCAGUCUAGUUUCUGGCUCAACUAGGAAUCAAAGAAACAGCUUGAUUCCAGAAGCGUUUGAUCGGUGUCCGAGGGGAAGUCUUGUACCGGAUGGGGGAAGUAGCAGGAGGAGUCCACGAGGAAGCAUCGCCUCUGCUUCCGGAGUAGUUGAAGCUGCGUUCGAUAGGGCAGUUACCUUCAUGGAGACGGAGCAACCAGGUACAUCACGCGGUACUAGGAGCCUGUCACCCUACAGAAUGUCAGUGUCGGCUAGAGGCGCUCAGAUGAACUUUGGCUACAGUGGCGGAAUGGAAUCUCGACGAGCAAGCAGCAAUGUCAGCCAAGUGUCUUCAGACGAUCGGCGGCACCUCUUUGAACGCAGCAGGUUAAGUUCUGAUGUGGGACUUAGUGAAUAUGGUUCUUUUGUCUACCAGCUGAACGACGCCCAUGUGGAGGCGUCUGGAAGUUGUGAUUUCAUGUGCCGCGCACUACAGAUUGUGUACAAGACAGUGGUGGUCACCGUGAUCCUAAUGUGUCUGACGGCUCUUCCUUUAUUCAUGCUUAUCAUGGGGGUGCAGUUUCUGCGGGACUGCCCCGUAGAGCCUCAGAUUCCAGUGUACAUGCUGGUAGGGGGAAGUUUCGGGACGCUGAAGAUGCUGUGGCUCUUGUGGCGACAGAUAAGCUCACGGCGCUACGAGCUUCUAGACCUCACAGCCCAAGUUUCCAACCUUGACGAUGGCACACUAGUACCAUCUGCUGGCACACGAAUGUUAUCAACGGCGCUCUCUCUGUUCCUCGUCGUUUGGUUCGCCCUUGGGAACUACUGGGUCCUGCACGUCGCCUGGCCGGAUUUUGAACCUACUCUGUUCGAACCCAACAAAUGGUGCCACAAAACGCUGUACCUGUUUGCUUUAGUUCACUUCAUUGUUAUUUAUUCCGUGUUUGCGCUGGUGGGGAUUGUUGCUAUUAUUCUCUUGUACUGCUACCUGCUGAAGUGUCCUGUACUUACACGGUACAAGUAGGACACGGAUCAAGGCCUUCAGCCGGCCUUGAGGGCGAAGGACACCGCAGUGUGAUCCUUGGAUGUCUUGUGCUGUCAUGGUCGUCAGUAAGCCUCGUGCUUCCAGUGGGCGAUAGGUUGGUAUAAUUGUGAUAUGAUGCUUCUCGAAGGCGCUGAAAUCCGUUAACAAAAUCUUUGGAAGAAGAAAUUUGCAAAGUCUCCUGAUGUAAUGGUUAGAAAUGAGCGUGAUUCCUUAUUCCUCUGUUCUGAAAAUGCUUUAAUUGGCCUUCCUACAGAUAUGUCACAUAUUUCAAAGCACUCUCUUCUGGAAUAUAACGCUGUGUAGUGCGUUGAAAGUCAACAGACGUUUCGAAGGAACAUGUCGCUUCCAUCUUCGGGCUCGAAGAAUAAGCCGAGCAAGAAACCAUCACGUAAGCAGGUGCAAGCAGAAUUUCGCCCUGGUUUCUUGCUUCGGCGCUGAAUAUGAAUGUGACAUGUUCCUUCAAAAUGCCUGUUGACUUUCUACGGACUACACAAUGUUAUAUCUCAGAAGACAGUACUGAUUUGAGGUAUUUAGGAAGUUCGGCGUUUGAAUGCCCUCACGUGGGAUGAUACACAUACGACGUUCUGUGAUGAGCCGAUCAGGUACUGAAGUAAUAUUAUAGUUAUUACCUCUUACAGUUCUAGAGGUUUCAGUGUUGGUGUUACUAAUGAGAGGGAUUAUAUGAAGUAUGCCGUUGAGAUGGCCUUAGGUGGUAUGACGUAUGUGCCGAGUUUCGUAAAGAUCGGUUCAGCUGCCCAGCAUUUGUUACGGUGGGUACUCAUACAGCAAGGUGAUCUCAUAAGCCUACUUUCUUUUUUAAAAGUACGGAAAGUAAAAAAAGUAAUUUGAAGAUUGUGUUUAAGAACGGCUUCUGUUUCUGUAAUUUUGGCAACAAAUUUGAUUUUCUUUUAUUUCGUAGAUAUGAUGCUGAAUCAAAAUUCAUUAAGUCGGAACUCUGUGAUUCUUAAAUACAGCGUUAAAAAUAUGCAUUGGAGGCUCUCAUUGUGGUACCUGUGAAGUGUACUAUCCCCUGGGGUGUGAAACUACGCAGUCUGAUAGAUGUUCACCGACGUUUCGGUGGAACCUACUCGCUCCAUCUUCAGCAGCGAAGAGCAAGCCAAACAACCAGCAUGAAAGAAGCUGAAAUCAGAAGUGUUUGCUUGUCUUCUACAUGAAGAUGGGGGCAGAACGUUCCUCUGGAAUAUCGGUGAGCGUUCACCGCACUAAACGGAAUCACAGUUCGGUUCUUGUUUAAACGGAUUUUAAUGUCUCAAAUCUGGCUUCAUAAUACGGUGCGUGAGAAGUACUGCCAUCUGCCGCCUCCUUGCCCAGUUCCCCCUGCUCUGUUGGGUCACUGUUACGCAACGAUGCUAUACGGUUAUUGCCAUAAUCAUGAAGUCUUUGUCUAUGAAAUACAUAUUUUGUUGCAGAACGAAGUAAACAACGAAAGGACGUUCUCUUGAUUUUCUCUUAAUCUUCGUCCGCUAUACGCCUCUCUCUCUCUCUCACUGUCUCUGCCGUCUUUCUACGAAUUACACACAUAUAUUUUUUCGACGCCACAAAUGGCAUGAAACCUGCAUUCAGUGACCGUCCUUUUCUUUAAGAUCUGUACUGCAUUUCACUUUCUUAAGACGUGAACAAUUACCAGUUGUUUGUGGGGCCAUUACGGCGAAACAUAAUGUCAUAAUGACUGAUAUAAAAGUUAAGUACAAAUUAAUAUUAUAACAUUUGUCUACUAUUUUAUAAAUUUGUAUAAAAUUUUGGAACCAAAAUGUAAUAAACUGGUGACUGAAUUUGUUUAUUUACAUUCACGUCUUAAAUUAAUGUGACUGAGUACAGAUCUUUUGAUGUAGAUUGAUCAUAAGGCAUAUUAUUGUAUUCUGAAAUAUAUUUAAUCUCCCGUAUUAGGGAUUUGUCAUACCAAUAAUAUAUAGAUACCACUAUUUUAAGAAGAAUAGUUUGAAUUUACUGAAAUGACUUUUGAAGUAUGUGCACAUAAGAUGUAACAAAAUGUCUCCUGGACCCCUAUCCCGAUGCAAAUUCCUCACACAAUACAAAUAUAAUGAGCAGUGUUAAUCCUGUUGAGAAUCCAAUUGAAGGAAUGGUUACCCGCCCCAUGAAGCGUCGAGUCCCAUCUAGCGGUGUCAGAACGUAAUUCGUCUGUCAAGCAAAAAUCAAAUAGUUAAUACAAAUACAGUUGGUAUUGCAGACCAAAUUGUACAUUAACUAGAUAUAGUUUAUUGUUGUCACAUAUUGAGUAAUACAAGAUAAAUGGACCACGUUUAUAAGACUUAAAGAUUUCAAUUAGGAAAGUUUAAUUAGAUGUUUAUAACAGAUUCAUGUAAAUUGGAAUUGAAAUAAACAUGGGGGCCGCCAGGACUUCUUCUGAGGAGGUGGAGCCAGAAGCUUUGCUCGCAAACUUACGCAGCAGAUCAAGAAUAUUUUUUAAUAACCGAUCGUCCAAGAAUUUUCAGGAUGGAAGAAUAUUUGUUUUAAAAUAAUUUUAAAAUUUUGUAUUUACGAGUAUAUAAGGUAGUUUUUUCUGAUUAUUUAAAAAAUCCAGGGCGGAACUUUUGCCUGCCUUACCCCAUGCCUGCCGGCGCCCAUGAAAAUAACCUGUUUAUCAUAUUCCCUGCACCUGUCAUAAAGCAGGCCUCUGUGAAAUUCAGUAAAUGUAAGAAAUCAGCCUGAAAUUCAGUAUGUUUAGUAUUAUCGUGUAAUAAACCACAAACAACACGUUUUUGUUUAGCCGCUUACGGAAAAAAAAGAACAAUAUUUGAAUUCUGUCAGUUUAAUCUGAAAAUGUUUAUAUUAUCAUGACAUAAUAGGCAUUGCUUCUACCGUGUCUGAGCAUCAUAUAGUGCUUUUUAAGGAAUAAGUACAUACGUAGCAUUCAGCAUGCAAAAUUCACGUUUGCAGUUUGGUGUGCAGUGCUUUUCUACAGCGACAUGUUACGAAAUUUCGAUCACCAGGUUAUAUUAUAUUUAUUUUGGGGGGAAAUUUUUAACGAACCUUCUGAUUUCACAACAUAGGCUAUUCUUCGGUAGGUGAGCAACUGUGAGGGAGAGCCGGGAUAGCUCAGUCGGUAUAGCGACUGGCUACGAGCUGGACGGCUAAGGGAUCGGAAUUCCAAACCCGUUGGUGUCAAGAAUUUUCUCUUCUUCAUGGCGUACAGACCGGCUCUGAGGCCCAACCAGCCUCCUAUCCAGUGGGUAC
Cryptotermes secundus is the source of this 6620-nucleotide messenger RNA. RefSeq lists its product as uncharacterized. Lineage: Eukaryota; Metazoa; Arthropoda; Insecta; Blattodea; Kalotermitidae. The transcript is spliced from 12 exons. Bases 1287 to 3383 code for a protein of 698 amino acids. The record is from RefSeq and is a predicted model, not a curated record.